CAAAAAAGAAGUCCCGCGCGGCGCGGCAGCAACGAUGCUUCCGGCACCUCCUCCGUUCUCCCACGGUGACUUCGUCGCCGUUCUCUCCCGGUGCGCCACCCUCGCUCACCUCAAGCAGCUCCAUGCCCACUCCGUCGUCACUGCCCGCGCCUCCACGCAGCCCACCACCUUUCACCUCCUCCGUUUCGCAUCCCUCCGCCUCUCCUGCCUCCCCUACGCCCGCCGCCUCUUCGACUCCACGCCCUAUCCCAAUGUCUUCCUCUACUCCGCCAUGCUCUCCGCCUACGCCGCCGCGUCCCCCGCGCAAGCGUACGCCCGGGACGCCCUCGCCCUCUUCCUCCGUAUGCUCCGCCGCGUCCGCUCCGCGCCCAACCAGUUCGUCUACCCGCUGGUCCUCCGCGCCGCUUGCGUCGUCGGCGUCCAGCUGGUUAAGUCGAUCCAUUCCCACGCCUACAAGAGCGGGUUCCACGCGCAUGAUGUCAUAAGGACUUCGCUGCUUGAUGGGUACUCGAGGUAUGGCAUGAUGCUGGACGCACGAAAGCUGUUUGAUGGUUUGACCGACAGGAAUGUGGUGUCCUGGACCGCGCUGCUGUCCGGCUACACAAGGGCCGGGAAGGUCGGAGAUGCGAUUGUUCUGUUUGAACGGAUGCCCGAGAGGGAUGUGGCUGCGUGGAAUGCGAUGAUCGCUGGCUGCACGCAGAAUGGAUUGUUUCUGGAGGCUCUGGGGAUUUGUAGCAGGAUGGUGGAAGAGGGGUUCCGGCCCAAUGGGACCACAGUUGCUUGUGUGCUAUCUGCAUGUGGGCACCUUGGGAUGCUGAAGAUCGGGAAGGUGAUCCAUGGUUAUGCGUGGAGGAGCUAUGUUGGUUUUGGUUCGUCUGUUGUGAAUGGGUUGAUUGAUAUGUAUGGCAAAUGCGGGACUUUGAAGGGGGCGAGGUGGAUGUUUGAUGAGUUUUCCGACAAGAGUCUGACGACAUGGAAUUGUCUGAUUAAUUGCCUUGCACUACAUGGGCACAGCAAGAGUGCAAUUGCUGUCUUUGGUGAGAUGAGGGACGCAGGAAUUGAACCUGAUGAGGUCACAUUUGUGGGAUUGUUAAAUGCGUGCACCCAUGGUGGAUUUGUCGAUGAAGGGCUUACGUACUUUGAACUCAUGUGUGAUGAGCUGGGAAUUGAGCCAGAGAUUGAGCAUUAUGGGUGUAUCAUUGACCUUCUUGGUCGAGCAGCACGAUUUGAAGAUGUAAUGAAUGUUAUCAAAGAUAUGAAAGUCCAACCAGAUGAGGUCAUUUGGGGGUCACUUCUCAAUGCCUGUAGGAUACACAGACAGCUAGAGCUUGCUGAGUUUGCUAUAAGAAAGUUAAUGCAGUUGAAUCCAAACAAUGUUAAUUAUGUUGUGAUGCUGGCAAACUUAUACAGUGAAGGUGGAUCCUGGGAACAGGUUACCAAGAUACGGAAGCUGAUGCAGGAGGAUAUGGGCAAGAAAGUGCCUGGUUGUAGUUGGAUCGAGGUGGAUCGUAAGACACACAUGUUUUACUCUGGUGACGAUACUCAUCCUGUAUCAGAGGACAUCUGUAACACUCUUGUGGAAUUAGCAGCCUCAAUGGAAAUGUGUCAGGAUUGAACUUUUUUAAGGCGCAACAGGAGUUCUGCCUUUAUAAUAUUAUUAGGAAAAGUAGACAAUACAGGCUGAAGCCUAAAUAGAAGAAAAGCACAUGAGGGUUUAUUUGGAUAGAUUGAUAGUUUUAGUUCGAAAGUCGGGAACUUCUAUUCCGUAAGUGAAGUGGGGUAAAUUGAAACUUUUGACCUAGGCUUGUUAGGAGUUAUGUUGGAUGUACACAUGACGGUGUUCCCUCGAACCCCACUAUCAAGUUACUCCAUGCCAGAGGUAGUACUUAUGCCAGCACUGUACUGUACUUCUGUAGCGGACUUGGGCGCUACUAUUUCAUGCCGCAAUUGGUGUAUAAGAGCAACGCAAAGGAAGGUAUAUCAUUGAAAUAAAAGGGGAACUCUGGCUGCUUGCAGGGCUGCACCUGAGAUUUAGGGUCCCUGUCCUAAAACUAAAGGGAAGCGCUAGGCAUCAGUGAUGCUUUGUUUCUUAUCAGACUAGUCAGUAGCCGUCCGAUGAAAAGCAGGCUGGUGGUCCGAUCUGUCGUUAACCUCCCUGCUUGAUUUGCUGGAUUCAGUCCUUAAUUGACUGCUUCAUGCGUAAUAACUCCAACGUGUGCAUGUGUGGCCCAGGAGGUAAGUCCUAUUUUUCAGGGAUGCAUCUGGUGGUAGUUGAUUUUAGUUAAUUACGUAGGACUAUUAGCAUAUAUUUGUUGCUUCCGAGAUUUGCUCCGGAGAAUCAUUAGUUUGAUGCCACUGUAAUAUGGUUUCUAAUUAAUUUGUUUCUGCUAGUCAUUGCUUUGGAGAUUUGCUUCCAAGAAUCAUUUGUUUGGUGUCACUGUAAUAUGGCUUUUCCUUUUUAAACUGGUGGAAGCAUACACUAACAAAUCUGAUAAAUAAUUAUGUUUGAUGCA
Hordeum vulgare subsp. vulgare (domesticated barley) is the source of this 2513-nucleotide messenger RNA. RefSeq names its product pentatricopeptide repeat-containing protein At1g33350. The record is from RefSeq and is a predicted model, not a curated record. The coding region runs from base 35 to 1615 and encodes 526 amino acids. Gene Ontology annotation, molecular function: RNA binding; protein binding. Gene Ontology annotation, biological process: RNA modification. The transcript has 2 exons. NCBI's taxonomy places the organism in Eukaryota, Viridiplantae, Streptophyta, Magnoliopsida, Poales, Poaceae.